Sorex fumeus (smoky shrew) is the source of this 1857-nucleotide messenger RNA. It is a transcript of the gene PTDSS2, whose product is annotated as phosphatidylserine synthase 2. Gene Ontology annotation, biological process: phosphatidylserine biosynthetic process. The coding region runs from base 37 to 1413 and encodes 458 amino acids. The transcript has 12 exons. Gene Ontology annotation, molecular function: L-serine-phosphatidylethanolamine phosphatidyltransferase activity. The record is from RefSeq and is a predicted model, not a curated record. NCBI's taxonomy places the organism in Eukaryota, Metazoa, Chordata, Mammalia, Eulipotyphla, Soricidae.
CCCGCGCCGCGCGCCGCCGCCGAGAGCCCGCGGGCCAUGCGCAGGCCCGAGCGCCGGGGGGCCGGGGGGCCGCGCGCCGCCUCCCCCGCGCCCGCGCGCCGCAGCACCGAGUCCGAGGUCUACGACGACGGCACCAACACCUUCUUCUGGCGUGCCCACACACUCACCGUACUCUUCAUCCUCACCUGUGUGCUGGGCUAUGUGACUCUGCUGGAGGAGACGCCGCGGGACACAGCCUACAACACCAAGAGAGGCAUUGUGGCCAGUAUUUUGGUUUUCUUAUGUUUUGGAGUCACACAAGCUAAAGACGGCCCAUUUUCCAGACCUCACCCAGCCUACUGGAGGUUCUGGCUCUGUGUCAGUGUGGUCUAUGAGCUCUUCCUCAUUUUCAUCCUCUUCCAGACUGUCCACGACGGCCGUCAGUUUCUGAAGUAUGUGGACCCAAGGCUGGGGGUCCCCCUGCCAGAGAGGGACUACGGGGGAAACUGCCUCAUCUAUGAUGCAGACAACAAGACUGAUCCCUUCCACAACGUCUGGGACAAGCUGGAUGGCUUUGUGCCUGCGCACUUCAUUGGCUGGUACCUGAAGACCCUGAUGAUCCGUGACUGGUGGAUGUGCACCAUCGUGAGCGUCAUGUUCGAGUUCCUGGAGUACAGCCUUGAGCACCAGCUGCCCAACUUCAGCGAGUGCUGGUGGGACCAUUGGAUCAUGGAUGUGCUGGUCUGCAAUGGACUGGGCAUCUACUGUGGCAUGAAGACCCUUGAGUGGCUGUCCAUGAAGACGUACAAGUGGCAAGGCCUCUGGAACAUUCCAACCUACAAGGGCAAGAUGAAGCGGAUUGCCUUCCAGUUCACGCCCUACAGCUGGGUGCGCUUCGAGUGGAGGCCAGCCUCCAGCCUGCGCCGCUGGCUGGCCGUGUGCGGCAUCAUCCUGGUGUUUCUGUUGGCAGAGCUCAACACUUUCUAUCUGAAGUUUGUGCUGUGGAUGCCCCCUGAGCACUUCUUGGUCCUCCUGCGACUGGUCUUCUUUGUGAAUGUGGGCGGUGUGGCCAUGCGCGAGAUCUAUGAUUUCAUGGACGACCCAAAACUGCACAAGAAGCUGGGGCAGCAGGCCUGGCUGGUGGCGGCCAUCACAGUCACUGAGCUGCUCAUCGUGGUCAAGUACGACCCGCACACACUCACACUUUCACUGCCCUUCUACAUCUCCCAGUGCUGGACACUCGGCUCCGUGCUCGUGCUCACCUGGACCGUGUGGCGUUUCUUCCUACGGGACAUCACCCUGCGCUACAAGGAGACCCGAAGGCAGAAGCAGCAGAGCAGGGCAGACCAGGAUGGCGCCCUGGGCAAUGGACACCAGCAAGGCCCGGAAGAGCCUGGAGUUGAUGAACAGGAAGGGGCGCCAGUUCCUAACUGACCUGCAUCCAGGGACCUGCUGGGCCCAUUCCCUCUGCCCCUGCACCCUGUGAUUCCCGCCAGAAUCCUCACAGGCCUCGGCCCUGAGGCUUCACUGCCCUCCAGCGCACACUGCUGUGCUCCGAGGGGACCAUAGUGGCCGAACACGGCUGCGAGCCUGGCUGGUGUGUGCGUGUGUGUACCAGUUAACAUAUGUACUCGUGGCCAGGCAGUUGUGUGUGAGCAGCAGCUCCAGAAGCUGCCGGGCCGGAUGCCCCUGGUCUGUCUUCCUGGAUUCCAGGAUCCUUGUCACCAGACAGCCCGGCCCCACUUAGGAAGGACAGUGGGUCAGAGCCAGGAUGGCAUGGAUUCUGCCCUGUGUCCUCUGUCCCUACCCACUGGGGGAGGGCUGGAGUCUCUGUGGAUGAGUUGAGAAUCAUCUCUAUGAGCAAACAGAACAAAUAAA